Molecule: messenger RNA, 960 nt
Organism: Laccaria bicolor S238N-H82
Lineage: Eukaryota; Fungi; Basidiomycota; Agaricomycetes; Agaricales; Hydnangiaceae
Exons: 3
Coding region: 1-960 (319 amino acids)
Source: RefSeq, a predicted model, not a curated record
AUGGCACACACACCCGCCGACACUAAUGCUAUAGCAUUCCCAACCACACGGUCUACUCGCCACAGCCUUUCCGAGAUGUCCAUGGUGUCUACUCGUGCCACCGCCCUGGAUGUCUGCUAUUCUGUCUAUGGGGAAACGGGGAUGUCAGCAGAUGCUGUUGAUCGCUUCUAUGAGGCCAACGCCAGUGACGUAAGUCAGUCAACUGACUCUAACACAUACCCUGAUCAUCCCCGCAGUUAUGAGAAUCCAUUUGUUACCGCCACCUCACGCUCGGUCAUAGGCGAUAUCCAUAGACUUUCGCGUCAGUUAAGCUCAGUUGACGUCCCCCGCCCACUUGCAGUGCUUUGCACUCUUUUUCGUAUACGGCCUUCAAAUCAUGGUUUUCUAGGCCAGUAUUCGAAUGAAGCUCUGUUCCAAGCUUUGCGCGUUUGGACAGAUGUUGGAGACAUCUGCGAGAACGAAAGUUUUGAUGGGCACCGUAAAGUGAUCGUGGAGCAUACCCUCAACGUUCUACUUCUACCAGGGAUCCAUUGUGAAGGUCCCAUCUCUCACGCCCAUUCCUCUGUCGAUUCCCUCGUAAAUCUCAACGGUUCCCCACUUUUUCAUUCCCAAUCCCUACCCUUCAUCUCACCUUCCCUUCCUAUACCCGGAACUUCGUUAUCUGUUCCCUCCCCUCUGCAUUAUAAGCUCCGCAUAAUAACCCGCCUGUCUUUCAACGAACAAGGCCUGGUCACCCAUCACCGUGACAUUUGGGACGUCAAAGACGUUAUGGGUCUUUUGCCAGGCGUUUCAUUGGCGCAAUGGGUUGGAACCAGACUCGCCGCUGCGGGACUAUCAUACGCCGCUAAACUUCUACCCAAGAGUAAAUCUCGGAGCUAUGCCGGUCUUUCCACCGAACAAACCUACUCCCCUGCUGCGGUGGACUUGGAAUAUGGAAUGGCCCAGACACCUCCCUUAUAG